UGUCUCUGUUUAGUAUUUCUACAGUCUCCUCUCUCAGCUGUCUCUGUUUAGUAUUUCUCCAGUCUCCUCUGUCAGCUGUCUCUACUCUCUGUCUGCUGUUUUUACUGUCUCUGUUUAGUAUUUCUCCAGUCUCCUCUGUCAGCUGUCUCUGUUUAGUAUUUCUACAGUCUCCUCUGUCAGCUGUCUCUGUUUAGUAUUUCUCCAGUCUCCUCUGUCAGCUGUCUCUACUCUCUGUCUGCCGUUUUUACUGUCUCUGUUUAGUAUUUCUCCAGUCUCCUCUGUCAGCUGUCUCUGUUUAGUAUUUCUACAGUCUCCUCUGUCAGCUGUCUCUGUUUAGUAUUUCUCCAGUCUCCUCUGUCAGCUGUCUCUACUCUCUGUCUGCUGUUUUUACUGUCUCUGUUUAGUAUUUCUCCAGUCUCCUCUGUCAGCUGUCUCUACUCUCUGUCUGCUGUUUUUAAUGUCUCUGUUUAGUAUUUCUCCAGUCUCCUCUGUCAGCUGUCUCUGUUUAGUAUUUCUCCAGUCUCCUCUGUCAGCUGUCUCUACUCUCUGUCUGCUGUUUUUAAUGUCUCUGUUUAGUAUUUCUCCAGUCUCCUCUGUCAGCUGUCUCUACUCUCUGUCUGCCGUUUUUACUGUCUCUGUUUAGUAUUUCUCCAGUCUCCUCUGUCAGCUGUCUCUGUUUAGUAUUUCUACAGUCUCCUCUGUCAGCUGUCUCUGUUUAGUAUUUCUCCAGUCUCCUCUGUCAGCUGUCUCUACUCUCUGUCUGCUGUUUUUAAUGUCUCUGUUUAGUAUUUCUACAGUCUCCUCUGUCAGCUGUCUCUGUUUAGUAUUUCUACAGUCUCCUCUGUCAGCUGUCUCUGUUUAGUAUUCUACAGUCUCCUCUGUCAGCUGUCUCUACUCUCUGUCUGCUGUUUUUAAUGUCUCUGUUUAGUAUUUCUACAGUCUCCUCUGUCAGCUGUCUCUGUUUAGUAUUUCUACAGUCUCCUCUGUCAGCUGUCUCUACUCUCUGUCUGCUGUUUUUAAUGUCUCUGUUUAGUAUUUCUACAGUCUCCUCUGUCAGCUGUCUCUGUUUAGUAUUUCUCCAGUCUCCUCUGUCAGCUGUCUCUACUCUCUGUCUGCUGUUUUUAAUGUCUCUGUUUAGUAUUUCUACAGUCUCCUCUGUCAGCUGUCUCUGUUUAGUAUUUCUACAGUCUCCUCUGUCAGCUGUCUCUACUCUCUGUCUGCUGUUUUUAAUGUCUCUGUUUAGUAUUUCUACAGUCUCCUCUGUCAGCUGUCUCUGUUUAGUAUUUCUACAGUCUCCUCUGUCAGCUGUCUCUACUCUCUGUCUGCUGUUUUUAAUGUCUCUGUUUAGUAUUUCUACAGUCUCCUCUGUCAGCUGUCUCUGUUUAGUAUUUCUACAGUCUCCUCUGUCAGCUGUCUCUACUCUCUGUCUGCUGUUUUUAAUGUCUCUGUUUAGUAUUUCUACAGUCUCCUCUGUCAGCUGUCUCUGUUUAGUAUUUCUCCAGUCUCCUCUGUCAGCUGUCUCUACUCUCUGUCUGCUGUUUUUAAUGUCUCUGUUUAGUAUUUCUACAGUCUCCUCUGUCAGCUGUCUCUGUUUAGUAUUUCUACAGUCUCCUCUGUCAGCUGUCUCUACUCUCUGUCUGCUGUUUUUAAUGUCUCUGUUUAGUAUUUCUACAGUCUCCUCUGUCAGCUGUCUCUGUUUAGUAUUUCUACAGUCUCCACUGUCAGCUGUCUCUACUCUCUGUCUGCUGUUUUUAAUGUCUCUGUUUAGUAUUUCUACAGUCUCCUCUGUCAGCUGUCUCUACUCUCUGUCUGCUGUUUUUAAUGUCUCUGUUUAGUAUUUCUACAGUCUCCUCUCUCAGCUGUCUCUACUCUCUACUCUCUGUCUGCCGUUUUUAAUGUCUCUGUUUAGUAUUUCUACAGUCUCCUCUGUCAGCUGUCUCUACUCUCUGUCUGCUGUUUUUAAUGUCUCUGUUUAGUAUUUCUCCAGUCUCCUCUGUCAGCUGUCUCUACUCUCUGUCUGCUGUUUUUAAUGUGUCUGUUUAGUAUUUCUCCAGUCUCCUCUGUCAGCUGUCUCUACUCUCUGUCUGCUGUUUUUAAUGUCUCUGUUUAGUAUUUCUCCAGUCUCCUCUGUCAGCUGUCUCUACUCUCGGUCUGCUGUUUUUAAUGUCUCUGUUUAGUAUUUCUACAGUCUCCUCUGUCAGCUGUCUCUGUUUAGUAUUUCUCCAGUCUCCUCUGUCAGCUGUCUCUACUCUCUGUCUGCCGUUUUUAAUGUCUCUGUUUAGUAUUUCUACAGUCUCCUCUGUCAGCUGUCUCUACUCUCUGUCUGCCGUUUUUAAUGUCUCUGUUUAGUAUUUCUACAGUCUCCUCUGUCAGCUGUCUCUACUCUCUGUCUGCCGUUUUUAAUGUCUCUGUUUAGUAUUUCUCCAGUCUCCUCUGUCAGCUGUCUCUACUCUCUACUCUGUCUGCUGUUUUUAAUGUCUCUGUUUAGUAUUUCUACAGUCUCCUCUGUCAGCUGUCUCUACUCUCUGUCUGCUGUUUUUAAUGUCUCUGUUUAGUAUUUCUACAGUCUCCUCUGUCAGCUGUCUCUACUCUCUGUCUGCUGUUUUUAAUGUCUCUGUUUAGUAUUUCUACAGUCUCCUCUGUCAGCUGUCUCUACUCUCUGUCUGCUGUUUUUAA
Molecule: messenger RNA, 2676 nt
Organism: Oncorhynchus keta (chum salmon)
Lineage: Eukaryota; Metazoa; Chordata; Actinopteri; Salmoniformes; Salmonidae
Exons: 2
Coding region: 915-1835 (306 amino acids)
Source: RefSeq, a predicted model, not a curated record